This is a messenger RNA of Gasterosteus aculeatus aculeatus (three-spined stickleback), 3346 nucleotides long. It is a transcript of the gene tada2a, whose product is annotated as transcriptional adaptor 2A. Gene Ontology annotation, molecular function: zinc ion binding; transcription coactivator activity; protein binding. The record is from RefSeq and is a predicted model, not a curated record. Gene Ontology annotation, biological process: chromatin remodeling; regulation of transcription by RNA polymerase II. NCBI's taxonomy places the organism in Eukaryota, Metazoa, Chordata, Actinopteri, Perciformes, Gasterosteidae. Gene Ontology annotation, cellular component: SAGA-type complex; nucleus.
GGGCAGCAAUGCGCUGAUGUCAUCAACUACCUUUAACGCUAAAGAAGAAGAAGUAGACAAACAUUAUUUUGGUAUUAGAAUUUGUUGUCUUAUGGACCGCCUGCAAUCUUUUGGGAAUGAUCCUUUUGAUAAACCACCGUGCAAAGGUUGCUCAUCUUCUCUAUCUGAGCCCUACAUCAAGUGUGCAGAAUGUGGACCUUCUCCCUUUCUACUCUGCCUCCAGUGUUUUACCAGAGGAUUUGAAUACAAGCAGCACGAGAGUGAUCACAAAUAUGAAAUCAUGACAUCAGAUUUCCCCGUGCUGGAGCCUGGGUGGACGGCCCUGGAAGAGAUGGCCCUGUUGGAAGCCGUCAUGGACUGCGGCUUUGGAAACUGGCAGGAUGUGGCAUAUCAGAUGCGCACCAAAACCAAGGAGGAAUGCGAGAGCCACUAUAUGAAGAAUUUCAUCCAUAACCCGCUGUUCUCCUCCACCUUGCUCAGCCUCCGGAAAACAAAAGACUCCCGCUUUGCAGAGGGUGCUAUUCCUUUCAAACCCACUGAUGAUCCUCCGCGGCCUACGUUCGACUCUGUGUUGUCUCGAGACAUGGCUGGAUACAUGCCUGCUAGAGCAGACUUCAUGGAGGAGUUUGACAACUAUGCAGAGUGGGAUUUGAAAGACAUCGACUUUGUGGACGAUGAUUCGGACAUUCUACGUGCACUCAAGCUUUCAGUUGUUGAUAUUUAUCAUUCAAGACUAAAAGAGAGACAGCGAAGGAAAAAGGUCAUCCGAGACCACGGAUUGAUCAACCUGCGGAAGUUCCAGAUGCUGGAGCGAUGUUACCCAAAGGAGGUGCAGGAGCUGUAUGAUGUCAUGAGACGAUUUGCCAGAGUGGCUGGACCGAUUGAACAUGAUAAAUUCAUCGAAAGUCACGCACUGGAGUUUGAGCUUAGGAGAGAGAUCCGCAGGCUGCAGGAGUACAGAAAGGCCGGGAUCAAAUCUUUCUGCAGUGCCAAAGUGUACGAGCGUGUGAAGCGGCUGCGGGAGGAGGAGCGGCGGAAGCGGACCAUGUUGUGUGACGUGCUGCAGUACAUCCAGGACGGCCGAGCCUGCCAGCAGUGGCUCAGCAAACAGGCUGCAAUAGAUUCCGGCAUCACUCCGGCUGUCACGACGAUCACCGUGUCAGCAACAGGUAGGCGCAGCGCCCCUCCGCUCAAUCUGACCGGGCUGCCGGGGACAGAGAAACUCAACGAGCGCGAGAAAGAGCUAUGCCAGGUUGUGCGCCUGGUGCCGGGGGCCUACCUGGAAUACAAGCAGGCGCUGCUGAACGAGUGCAGGCGACAGGGCGGGCUGCGGCUGGCUCAGGCCAGGUCGCUUAUCAAGAUCGACGUCAACAAAACACGCAAAAUCUAUGAUUUCCUGAUCAAGGAGGGCUACAUCACUAAGGCCUAGAAACCUCUCUAUGAGCACAAAGGAGAACGGGCGGUGGUUAGUGGUUCGUGUUAUCUAAUCUUGUAACUUUGUAAGCCUUUGUCAUGUUAGCGGUUCUGCUUGUUGUUGUUGUUCAUUUUGUAACAUUUGUAAGGUUUGUUCAUGUUUUAUGAGUCUAAUGUAAUAAAAUGGCAAAUCCUAUAGAACUCAGAACAACAGGGACUCGUGCUAAAUGAGGAUGUAUUUAUUUCUCCUGUCAUAAAAUGUUGAUGCUGAUAUUUGACAUGCUGAUACAUGUCAGAUAAUACAGGCCAAACAGAUCCAGUCUUGUACUAAUUACAAGACUUGGCAAAACCUGGUUCCUUUCUAAUUAAUUCAUUCCAAUUAUGAACAUUUUUUGCAUGCAAACGUAUAAGGUUUCAGUAAUACAUUUACUGGAACAUUUUAUCAAGAAGUUCUUUAACUCCUGUAACAAUAUAUACCUUUGUCAUUUCUCAAGACAAACAGUUAUUUUAAGAAAUCCCUUAAAACAUUAACCUCCUAAAGUAAAAUUGCAAAAAAGAAAGUAGCUGAUUCACGCCAGCGGUAGAGGCGACGGGUAUUGAUCGGUCUCGACACCAGUCCAACACUGUUGGAAGUGAACUGGUUUGGAAGUGAAUAACGAGUAGUAUGAGGUAAUGCGUUAUGUUUUCCUGCCUGUGAAUGGCCUCUACAGAAUUACAGAUUAAGUCAAAUCUAUACUGUAAAUCUCAUUGUAGAGUCGCACAAUUCAGCCCCAUCGUUGCUGCGCUGACGGUUUUGUCAACACGGUGAUAGACACUCAUUGGCAUCGCGGACUCUAUCCUCCGCGUCUCCAUCUGUGCACGAUGUGACGAUGGAGGUCUGUGAUGAAUCCGACGCUGGCAGGAGGAGCAGGGAGCAGCCGCCGCAUCCACCUAAGCUAACAGCCUGAUUAUAACGCCAGAUCCCAAACCUCCAUGAUGACACACCGUCAGGACGCUGAGCCAAGAUGCUGAAAUGCCGGGAUAGGAUCUUGAUUGAAGAGGUUGUAGAGGAUAAGAAAUUUCCAGGGUUUUUUUUCGAUGCCAAGUUAUUGAUCCAUAACAAACGCGUUGAAUUACACCUUUCCCUUCUGCUCAUUUCACAGGAUGCCAGUUUCCUCAUGUUCCACUUAACGAGAGGCUUAGUUCCAACAAGCCUCAACAGCCCAGGCUUUGAUCUCUCCCCUCGAACGUUUUUUAUUUUCCUUUUAACGCUUGUGUUCUUAUGGCCACAAAAUAGCGGCAGUUCGGGUUCUGUCUUUGUUUUAAGCAGAUUAAUAAAUGUCACUGAGAACUCGACCAUAUCACUGACAAUAAAGCCGCCGCAGAGUUACGAAAAUUGCAAUAUAUACCGCUUGAAAGAUACACUGAAAAGUUAGAACACAGCUUGAAGGGUCGAACUCUGGCAACAGGACUAAAAUGAUAAGAACAUUUUACGGUACAUUUUGGUUGCCAUAAAACUAAACACAUAGUUUGCACAGUACCUAAUUGCGACUGAGCUCAAUGACCUUCACACAUGGCUGUGGAUUAGUUUGUCAUGUUGCAUUUGACCAAUCACACUUGCUACUUAAUCAGAGGUAAUUAAGCCCCGCUUUACUCUACCGUUGUUCUUGAUAAUACUUUUUUUUAUUUUUUUAUCCUUGCAGAAUGUUUAGUAGAAAUGAAAUGUCUCACAGCUCUUGUAUUUGUUUUGGUUGUAUUUGGAUGAUUGCAUGCAUAUUGGGACUGGUCUGUAUAGGCUUUGCUUCAUUGAGUUCUGCUCCUGCAGCUGCGAGAGCCAAGCUGAGCAGACCGUUACGUUUAGACGUUUGUGACUAAAGAACAGGGUUGUGCAUGUGAAGGCUGAAGACUGGAGACAUUUUUCACAGCAGUAAAAUAAAAGAUGAUCCAGUCACAA